Larimichthys crocea (large yellow croaker) is the source of this 2330-nucleotide messenger RNA. Its product is annotated as psychosine receptor. The transcript has 2 exons. Lineage: Eukaryota; Metazoa; Chordata; Actinopteri; Sciaenidae. Gene Ontology annotation, cellular component: membrane. The record is from RefSeq and is a predicted model, not a curated record. Gene Ontology annotation, molecular function: G protein-coupled receptor activity. Bases 92 to 1069 code for a protein of 325 amino acids. Gene Ontology annotation, biological process: G protein-coupled receptor signaling pathway.
GCAGUGGAUGACUACUGUGUAAUUUCUCUCUGCAUUUUAAUGUCAGUAUAAUGGAUGUAAUGGAGAAUUUGGACUGAAUUGACUCAAUAAAAUGUGUGAGCAAAUAAACACCACAUCUGCAAUGGAAAACGUAACCCUGGCUACUGAUCAUUCAGAAUGUUACUCGGUUGACAACGCAUCCAGAAGGAAGCCAUUUCUGUUUUUCUACCUGACUAUCAUCAUCACUUCCAUCCCGUCCAACGCUUUUUCCCUGUACGUGUCCUGGCAGCACAUUAGACAGAAGAAUGAGCUUGGCGUGUAUCUAUUCAACCUGGCCCUGAGCGACCUGACCUUCACUAUCGGCCUUUCUCUGUGGUUGGACUUCCUGUGGAAAGGAGUUUGGGACCACGGAGGCUAUGUUUGUGUGCUAUCAGUCUACCUUCUUUUCACUAACUUCUACACCAGCGAUGCCCUCCUCUGCUGCAUUGCUGUUGACCGCUACUUGGCGGUGGUUUACCCAUUAAAAUAUGCUUACUUGAGGAAACUUGGCACUGCAGCAGUGGUUAGCGUUGCCAUUUGGGUGUUGGUGGCCUGUUUCAAUGCCACCACCAUCACCUGGGAGGACUCAUACUAUGAGAACAACAAGUUUUCAGUAUGCUUUGAUGUAUUCCUCCCGGUGUCAGAGAACCUGGCUCGGGUUAAUGUAGCACGUGUCAUCCUGGGCUUUAUUGUUCCCGUUCUCCUGGUGGUGUUUUCCACCUGGGGGAUCUGUAAGGCAGUGAAAUCCAACCAGGCCACAGAGGAACAGGAACGUAAGCGGAUUUCAAAGAUACUGACAGUAGUUCUGCUCUCCCUUUUGUUUUGCUUUGGACCUAUCCACAUUGUUAUACUUCUCCGCACCCUACUGGAUGACUGCAGGAAGGUUGCGUGGCUCCUAUACCCAUACAAGAUCAGCAUAGCGAUCUCCACCCUCAACUGUCUUGCAGACCCUCUCCUUUAUUGCUUCAUUACUAGAACAGGGAAGGCAAAUGUCAAUCAGGUUGUGCUCUUCUUCCAGGUAAAGAAGAGAAGCAAAGAUGGUGUGGUGUAGUUAAAAAAAAAAAAAAAAGAUACAGGUCUAUAUAUUGCAAUAACUUUGUGGUAAACAUUACAGUUAUUGCAAAAGUUAUUUGCUGUUAUAGGAUAAAGUAGGCUGCGUUCUAUGUUCUUCUUAUUGACAACAACUCUCAUUAAAAGGCCAGUUUGUCUGUCUCUCAAAGCUUUAUGAUACCUUGUCUGUGGCACUCUGCCCCAAGCAGAGCUAAUGAACACAUGGAUGUUUAACAUGUAAAAAUACUCUUUGAUUUGAAUAAUAAUAUGUGUCUGAUUCUUUCAGAAAGUCCCAAAUCUAUAAAAAUAAAAAUGCAAACGUUCAUUUUAAAAGUUCAGCUACUACAGCACAGCUUCAAUUUGUUUUCAAAAUAGUUGUGAGGCCAUAAAAUCAUUCUUGUAUGGACAAGUCUUAAACUCAGACAAGCAGCCUUGUUGUAAAACUUAUCACGCAUAUCGUUUUGCACAGUGGGGGCCAAGUCAGUAGUAAGUGAAACACAUUUUUAAGCGGAGGACUUUAAAAGCAUCUAUAAUCUAUAUUUCGAAACAAUGUAACAAUGUGAAUAGUUACUUCUAGAUGCCCGGUCUAUGAGUUACACUUAAAACUGUAUACUACCUGCUCAGCACCAAACAGCAGAUAGGCACAGCUACAGUAUGGGCUCAAAUGUAAUGUAUUACAAGAGACAGAUCAAGAUUUAGAGCAACCAUUGUAAACAAACCACAACAAUGAACUAAUAGCAAUGUGGUAGGCACAUACAGUACCAAUCAGUUUUCACAAUGUUAAACCUCAAAGGCCUGUUCCAAGAGUAUUUGUCAAACACUGACAGUGUGUGUGAAACCUUCUCUAAACAUGUCAAAAAAAGAACAUAUAGGACUUUAAUCAAAUGUGAUGCCUUAAUCAUUUGAAUAAGUUUUGAGUAGAAAAUAAAUAUGUUUGAGUUCAGUGUUUUCUGUGAAGAAAAUGUUCUUUAUCCUCGAGGAGGAAUAAAAGUCAUAAGAGACAGACUUUUGAUUCUGAUGAUUAUUGCAUGAAGUACUAUUAUUUUAAAAAGCUGAUAAAAAGUGUAUCUGUGGGGUUGUGUCUUGUCAUAUGUUCACAGAAAUAUCAAGUGCUUUGAGUUUCUGGUCUAAGGUAGAUAUCUGAAGCUCUCUAGUGGACAAAUAUGGAAGUGCAGCAAGCUGUCUUCACCGUUUAACUUUUUUGUGCUGCCUACACCUAACAGAGAAAUUCAUGUAUGCCAUAACCAAGUUGUCUUUAGUUU